AUGGAUUUCCUCAAAAAUUUGCCACCUGAGUUGGCUUUACGUAUAGUGAAGUAUUUAGAUACUUCAAGCAUGUGUAAAGCAGCGCAAGUGAAUAAAAAUUGGCAGAAUAUUAUUGAUGGUGAUAAGAUAAUUUGGAAAAAGCGGAUAUUAUCAGAUGGAUUUAACUUGGAAAAAUCCGAUGAAGAACGCGCUAUACAUGAAAAUUGGAGCAUACAAAAUUCAAUUGAUUCACCAUUAUUACACGUACUUCCAUCUUCAACAAGCCAUCCCUAUAAAGAAAUUUACCGGCGAUAUUAUAUAAUACACAAAAGUUUUUCUGGUAGUGAUUCCGAAACAACUUCCGUUGCGUCAUCUGUCCCAUGGUGGGAGUAUAAUUAA
Messenger RNA from Entrophospora sp. SA101, 378 nucleotides. The record is from the annotation of a GenBank genome assembly. Lineage: Eukaryota; Fungi; Glomeromycota; Glomeromycetes; Entrophosporales; Entrophosporaceae.